Messenger RNA from Prunus armeniaca (apricot), 888 nucleotides. NCBI's taxonomy places the organism in Eukaryota, Viridiplantae, Streptophyta, Magnoliopsida, Rosales, Rosaceae. The record is from the annotation of a GenBank genome assembly.
AUGGGGAGAAGUCCAUGUUGCUCCAAGCAGGGAUUGAACAGAGGGGCAUGGACUGCCCUAGAAGAUAAAAUACUAACUUCUUACAUCAAAGCCCAUGGUGAAGGCAAAUGGAGAAGCCUCCCAAAGAGAGCUGGUUUGAAGAGAUGUGGGAAGAGCUGUAGACUUAGAUGGCUAAACUAUCUGAGACCAGAUAUAAAGAGAGGCAACAUAUCCGGUGAUGAAGAAGAACUCAUUGUCAGACUCCAUAACCUUCUUGGCAACAGAUGGUCUCUAAUAGCUGGAAGGCUACCGGGGCGAACAGACAAUGAAAUCAAGAACUACUGGAACACAACUUUGGGGAAGAAAGCUAAAGGAGAGCCAACUUCCACCGGAUCAUCAAAAGAAACUUCUCCACCCCCAACCAAAUCCAGAGCCAAAAGGCGAGAAAUCGAGUCGAAAACAACGAAACCAUCAGCAGCAGCAGCCGCAGCCACUCGGCCUCCAGUAAUAAGAACCAAGGCCACAAGGUUGACCAAAGUUUUAGUCCCAACAAUCCCUCAGAUUCCUAGCGAUGAUUAUAAUCAGACGGCCAAUGCUUCAUCUUCCACAAAGCCAUCAGAGCUCCAAGCUCAUCAAACCCAGUUGACAGAUCAACAAGUUAAUGUAGGGGAUUGCACUAACAACUUGAACAACAACUAUGGCUGCACCGAUGAAGAUGAUGAUAUUGAAGCUAAGGGUGGGUUCUGCAAUGCGUUUCAGUCUCUGCCACUAGACGAGGCUAUGAUCAAUGCCACGUGGACGGGUGGAAACGAUUGUGAUCUUGAAGACUACGGUGCCACAUUGGAUUUAGAUUCUUUGGCUUUUUUGCUUGACUCCGAGGGAUGGCCAUCGCAAGAGAAUAUUUCCUAA